Brassica oleracea var. oleracea is the source of this 1045-nucleotide messenger RNA. RefSeq names its product inositol-phosphate phosphatase. Gene Ontology annotation, biological process: phosphatidylinositol phosphate biosynthetic process; inositol metabolic process; signal transduction. Lineage: Eukaryota; Viridiplantae; Streptophyta; Magnoliopsida; Brassicales; Brassicaceae. The transcript has 12 exons. Bases 106 to 921 code for a protein of 271 amino acids. The record is from RefSeq and is a predicted model, not a curated record. Gene Ontology annotation, molecular function: inositol monophosphate 1-phosphatase activity.
AAACCGCUAACAUUUUUUUUAUCGUGUCUCCUUCUAGCAGAAUCACCUAGAAACACAAAGCGUUACUAUUUUCGUCUCCUCGCAACCUCCUCCAAUCAUCGAAAAAUGGCUGAAAAUGGUUCUCUAGAUCAGUUCUUGGCUGCUGCCGUUGAUGCCGCUCAAAAAGCUGGACAGGUCAUUCGUAAAGGCUUUUACGAGACCAAACAUGUCGAACACAAAGGCCAGGUGGAUCUGGUGACGGAGACUGAUAAAGGAUGUGAAGAGCUCGUGUUUAACCAUCUCAAACAGCUUUUCCCCAAUCACAAGUUCAUUGGAGAAGAAACAACAGCUGCGAAUGGUGUGACUGAACUAACAGACGAACCAACUUGGAUCGUUGAUCCUCUUGAUGGGACUACUAACUUCGUUCACGGGUUCCCUUUUGUCUGUGUUUCCAUUGGACUUACCAUUGGGAAAGUCCCUGUGGUUGGCGUCGUCUAUAAUCCUAUCAUGGAUGAGAUGUUCACAGGUGUCCAAGGGAAAGGAGCCUUCUUGAAUGGCAAACCAAUCAAAGUGUCAACUCAGAGCGAGCUUGUAACCGCUUUGCUCCUAGCAGAGGCGGGCACUAAAAGAGAUAAAGCUACAUUAGACGAUGCUACCAACAGAAUCAACAGUUUGUUAACCAAGGUGAGGUCCCUGAGGAUGGGUGGCUCGUGCGCACUGGACCUCUGCGGUGUCGCUUGUGGAAGGGGUGACAUCUUCUAUGAAAUUGGUUUUGGCGGUCCAUGGGACAUUGCAGCAGGAAUUGUGAUUGUUAGAGAAGCUGGUGGACUUAUUUUUGAUCCAUCUGGUAAAGAGUUGGACAUCACAUCGCAGAGAAUUGCGGCUUCAAACGCUUCACUCAAGGAGUUGUUCGUGGAGGCGUUGCGGCUUACAAAUGUGUGAAGUUACCUAUUCUUUGCUAUGGUCACACCUUAUGAACCAUGUGACCAAUUAAAGCAUUUCUUUUUACAACUAUGUCACAACCAACUGAUUUUUCGUUUGAAGUUAUAUUUCUCCUUUAUGCUCA